Molecule: messenger RNA, 1002 nt
Organism: Chanos chanos (milkfish)
Lineage: Eukaryota; Metazoa; Chordata; Actinopteri; Gonorynchiformes; Chanidae
Product: class I histocompatibility antigen, F10 alpha chain-like
Exons: 6
Coding region: 1-1002 (333 amino acids)
Biological process (GO): immune response
Cellular component (GO): external side of plasma membrane
Source: RefSeq, a predicted model, not a curated record
AUGUAUUCGAAUGUGCAUUCUUUGCACUUGUAUUUUGUUGCAUCCCAAGGCUUUGACUUGCCAGAUUACUUUGAGUUAAUGACUGUGGAUGAUGUGCCAGUCUUCUACUAUAACAGUAAUAUGAAAGGUGCAAUACCAGUCCCUGAAUGGCUAAGCAGCACAACGGCAAUUAAAUUCUGGGAUUUCUCGACUUACACAGCGGAAAUUGACAAUCUCAAAAUAGUAAAAGGUCUGAAAUCAGCCGCACAGCAGUUUAAUGUCACAGGUGCUUCUAAAAACAUUUAUCAGGCCCACGGUCGCUGUGACCUCCGUCCUGACGGAACUGCACAAGCCUUUUUAACUCAUGCAUUUAAUGGCAAGGACUUCAUAAGCCUUGAUAUUGAGAGUAAAACAUUUAUAGCCACGGUGCCUCAAGCAGUCCUCUAUAAGAGACUGAGGGAGAGGGAUCAAGCCAACCUUGAAUUAGUUGUCUAUUUUUACCAUACAACCUGUGUUGAAGGAAUUAAGGAAUUCCUCCAACAUGCUCCCAGCCUAUGCAUCAAGAAAGUUCCAGAGCUCAGGCUAUUUGAGAAGAAAAACUCUGCCUUCACAGAAAUCACAUGUCAUGUGACUGGGUUCUACCCACGAACAGUGCAGGUUCAGUGGUUUGGGUCAGACAUGCAGCCUGUGGUUGAGGGGGUUAUUGAAGGUGAAGUGUUACCAAAUGGAGAUGGUUCUUAUCAGAUAAGAAAGAGUGUUGUGAUACCAGCAGAACACACAGACAUACAUCACUACAGCUGCGUGGUCCAACAUAGCAGCAUACCUGGAAAUAUCACCAAAGCCUGGGUUGGUAAAAAGGACUCAUCUGUCAUGUUUGCUGUGGUAAUACCUGUUGUUGCGGGGUUUUUGGUAAUAAUUGGAUUUGGACUGAUGUUCUGGUGCUGUAACCGCAGAGAAGCCAUGGGGACCAGCAGGAAAACAUUCACGGCUGAAGUGCUCUUGGGCAAGGCUACUGGUGUGUAA